AUGGUUAAAAGUGCUGGAAAUUAUUUAAACCUUUACACGGUUUUUACCGUAACGUUCCUUUUUAUUUUCAAAAAUAAAUUUGUAAUUGCUAAUAUAAUGGGCAAUGUUUUGCUAAAUUGCCAAUUUUUUAAAUAUAAAAAGCUUAAAAGUAAUUUUGCUUUACGUAAAACCUUUUUGUUUUCGAAAUUGUCGGAAAUUUGCGGGGCUUUUUUGGUAUUUUGUUCCGGUAACUUAACGGCCCUUUCUAACGUGCUUAACGUAACGUUAAGCGUUAUUAUAAGCGGUGCAAAAUUGCAAAUGCCUUUUUUAAAUUUGUUCGAUCCUUUCCGGUAA
Molecule: messenger RNA, 333 nt
Organism: Gaeumannomyces tritici R3-111a-1
Lineage: Eukaryota; Fungi; Ascomycota; Sordariomycetes; Magnaporthales; Magnaporthaceae
Exons: 2
Coding region: 1-333 (110 amino acids)
Source: RefSeq, a predicted model, not a curated record